AUGUGUUGUGGACAGGCGCCGAGCUUGGGGCUCACGCCGAGCCAGGAGGUCAAAGACUUUGUACAUGCGUGCCGCAAGGCUCUCUUGACGGGACAUCGAGAGCAGCUCCUCACUGCCAUGAGUGAUGUUAUGAGCUAUUGCCCAGACUGCUUGUGUCAGUGGGCAGCCGACCAUCGCACAGACCGGCAGCCCCUUGCUGUUCGUGCCACAUUGUCCGGGCCGGCCUACUUCUUUGCUUGUGAGGAGGAACAGGACUUUGAUGUGCAAGAUGAAGUUUUCAGUGUGCCCUUGAUUACUCAUGUGUCACAGGCGCAAGCUGCUGCUGGGUUCUUUGAUGGUGUGCGGACUGGAGUCCCGUCUUCACGCAGGGCCCGGCGGCGAUACAACCGCAGACUUCGCCUUGCAUCAAUAGAGCCCCUUCGGGGAGCCCCCAAGACCCCGGCGGAGGAGGUUAUGACCGGGAGUUGGACGUAUUCUCAGGAGGAGGUUGGCCGCUGGCCCGGGGGUCUUGGGGGACCUGUGGAUGACGAUAGCUCGCAAAACCUGUUGGAUCCCAGCCCGGCACGCGACACUCAGCAGUCGCUGGAAUUUUGCAAGGUGCAUCCCGAAGGGUCGGAGAAACAUGAGAUGCAACCCGAUGUGCGCCCCGUUGGCUGCACUCGGGAACGUGCAAACUGUGGCGAUUCGUGCCUGCAAGACAUGAUUUGCCACCCGAUGUGCGCCCUGAUGGCGGCGAUCUCCCGGUUGGAAGACACAGGCUUGCUGCAAGAGCAAACUUUUGAAUGGAACGCCGCCGAACUGGUCAUGGAUUCACUUCAUGGAGAAUGUGGCCCAGCGGCACAAUGGGCCGUGGAGGACGUUUUGGCAAACCUGCAGUGCCGCCCCAGCAGGCAACCGGUUCGCAUCACAUGUCUUAAUGUCACCAAAUGGCGUAAAGAGCUGGCUAGUUGGAUUGCGAAUUUAAGCCCGGACCUCGCCCUCCUUCAAGAGACCCACCUUGAUGCUAAAGAUGGCAGCCUUCUUGCUGCCCAUGCUGGGGUGUUCGGGUAUGAGGUCUUUCAGUGCCCGGCUGUGGCCACGGGCAAAGGGGGCAACACCGGGGGAUUGGCAAUCUUGCACCGGAGACACCUCGAUGUGUCGCAAAUCACCAGCCACCUCGUUGAAGGUAAAGCCGCCAUGUUCAGGGUAAAAGGCUUUGAUCUUUACGUUGUCAACGUGUACUUGAAAUCAGGCGAGGGUUUCCAGAGUAGCACCAAUGCCGGCAUCAUUGCAUCACUUCUUUCCUUUGUCCGAUCCAUCAGAGGUGCCUUUGCGAUUUUGGGUGACUUUAAUGAUGACUUUGAAACCCUAAGCUCCACCCAUAUUGGGGAGGAGGCGCGUGCGGUGUGGGUCGGACAAGGCACGUCCACCUGUUCUGGCGGAGGCCAAAUUGAUUUUGGUUUAAUUUCGAAUAGCCUGGCAACUUGUGCUGUGGUGCAGCUGGACUGGAACACCCCGUCAAGGCCGCAUGCAGCUUUGCAUUGGCAGCUUGAUGUUGCCCUGUUGCAUCAAAAAAUGCCGCAGCUCAAGGGUUUCAAGCCUGCGCAGCUCGAUUCACAGCCUUUUCAGCUAAGCACAGUCAGGCCAGAGGUCACCAUCUUAGAUGAGCAGGUUACAGACGAUUUGACAAUUGAUUUUGCGGCUCUAAGCUGUGCUGUUGAAAUGUCAGUUUAUGGCCAGGCCCAGGGAAGAGGAGCCAACAUUCUUUUGCAUCGUGCGCCAUUGCCUGUGCAGGGCGCUCCCAAUGCUGGUUGGGGAGGUAAGGCUUCGGCUUUCUGGUGCAGAUUCUUAGGUUGGAUCAAAGCUGUGCGCAACUCGGGUUGGCAUGUUAGUGGUUUCGGGCAGCAAGCAGGGAACCAGCUCAAAGAUGUAUGGUAUGGUGAUGCGACCUCCUUACAGGCUUUUGCCAGCGCGCUUGCAAAUGCCAGUCAACAAUAUAGAGUGUACCAAAGAUGGAAGCAGUGGCACGACAUUUGGUGCCAGCCGGUCACUACGGACCCGCAUUUGUUGGCAGAGGUCAAAGCAAGAGCUAUCGAUCAAGCCAAGCAUUUGCCGCCCAUAAAUUUUGAGAAGGCUGUAAAACUUUUCAAAAAGUUUCCAGCGAAGGCUCCUGGGGCCGACGGCUGGACGGCACAGAUGCUAAACAACUUGAGCGAAGAGGCAGUCCGGGCUGUUAUUGAUUUCAUGCAUGCUUGCGAGGCUAGUGCAGAGUGGCCAGCACAGUUUGCCAUUUCCUUGAUAGCUUGCCUGCCCAAAAGCACACUCCGCGAGAGGCCAAUAGCCUUGCUCCAUGUGCUUUACCGUUCAUAUGUGCGCCUCCGUUUCUCCUUGAUAAACCAGUGGCAGCAGGAGUAUGCUAAUCAAUGCCACUGGGACCGCUCCCUGCCGGGUGGAGCCGUACUGGACGUCGCGUUGGGGAGACUGGUCCGGGGGGAGUGUACUCGGCACCACCGGUUACACAUGGUAACGCUCUUUUUAGAUUUAGAGACCUUCUUCGAUCGUUGCCGGUUCGAUGAAAUGUUCCGGGCGGGACUCAAGUUGGGCUAUCCGCCCAUCAUUUUACACCAGGCAUAUCUGGUUUACAGUGGAGCCAGGUAUCUACAGGCCGAAGGCACGGUCGCACCGGUCAUCAAGGCCAAUACCGGACUCUUGCCAGGGUGCCCUGCGGCACCAUCGAUAGCCAAACUCAUCAUGCAUGAUGUUGCGGCUGAGCUUAGUGUCAAACCAGGAGCGUCCAACUUGGAUGUUUGGAUAGAUGAUCUUAGUCUUGAUACGGUUACCGCAGCUCCCAAGCAAACUGCCAGCAUUGCUUUGCGCUUGUUUCGAGGUCUUCGCAAUUCCCUGGAGUCCAGGGGUGCAAAAGUUGCCAUCAGCAAAACUUCUUUUGUUGCCACGUCGUCUGAGGCUUGCAAGGCUUUGAAGGCAAUAUGCCAGCCGGAUGAUCCAGCCAUCAAAAAUCUCGCCCGCGACCUAGGUGAUGGGCAAAAAUUCGCCAGCACUUGGAAAAGCAUUUGGAAUCACUUGUCCAAAGCAAAAGACCAUUGGAAGAGAGUCACCGGACCAAUUGCUGCCACCCAAGCGUAUUUGAUUGAGUUGGGUGUGGAAUGCUCACAGGUGCAUCUGUGGCGGCAUGCCAAAGGGAACCUUCAGCUCGACUGGACCAAUUCUGAUGUCAUCCGCAGCGGCUGGGAGUGGGUGCAUAAAUUACUGCUACACCAGCAAGGGCUUCGCAUUGCCCAGCAAGAAGGUUGUGGUUCGCUCGAUCAGGGCAUUGACUUCACUGUCCACCGCAAGUUGUUGAAGCGCAAACAUGUUCAGCGAGCUACCCUUAGCAAUUUGCAUGCGGUAUGGCAAGGAGCGAUGGUUUCCUCAGCCAAGCCUGGUUGGUGCAGGCUGUGCCAGUGUCCGCUUUCUUUGCAACAUAAUCUUUGGGAAUGUCCGUUCAUUUGCAAGCAGUUUGAUGCCAAGGAGUUUUCCGAUUUGAAAUCCCAGUACCCUUGGCCUUCACUGUGGUUGAGAGGCCUGCCUCCCCUUAGUGAAGUGCGGCAUCCCAAACCUGCGAUUGAUCAAUGCGGCUUGCAAGUCACGGGACUCUGGUUGACCCAGAGUACUUUGGAAGGAAGUCGAUAUGUUUUUGCUUGUGAUGCUUCUGGAGGACCAGGCGGCUCGGAUCAAAGGCUCCUCGUAACGACUUGGUCCAUAGGGGCCUAUGCCUUGGUCAAUGGGCAGCCGCAGCGGGUUGCGAGUGUCACCUGCUCGGAAUCGGAGCCUAUGACAGUGCCUCAGGCCGAACAGCGAGCUCUUUUUGAAUUGAUGCAACGUGUCACCGGUGACUUUGAUGCCACCAUUGACUGCAAAAGUGUAAAGCAAAUACUGAGCAAGGCCAACCCGCCGCAGGAAGGUGCUGUGCCAUGGGGCACGGUUUGGCACGAACGCAGUCGCAUCCGCUUGCACUGGGUUUCUUCACAUAAAAGUGCCGCUUACUUUGAAAAGCAGGGCUGGGAGCAGUGGAGGCGCCUCAUCAACGAAGACGUUGACAAACUCUGUGGGGAAAGGGCUUCUCAGCACUUUUCGGGGGCGCAUGCGAAGUGGCUGAAGAAAGUUGAUUCCGUGGUGGAACAAGGCUGCUACUCCUUAGCGCGCCGUGCUGGUUUCAUCAUACGGCAGAGCAAGAGCCCGGAUUUUCCGUGGAUUUUGAAUAGGGGUGCUACUGAUACUGAUUGUGAGGCCAAAGCCAGCAACAACUUUGCGAUCCAGUGCACCGUUUGCCAGCUUUAUGUGGAGCAGUGUGCUUGCAACUGGCGCUGCAAAGUGUGCAGGAAGACUGUAGCUCUUACAAACGUGGACGCGGACUUGUUUGGGGCCAGAGACUUCCUCUCAGUCUCUAUUCUUCCAAGCUCCACCUCUCACCAGACGACUUCAGCUUGCUUCUGGGUGUGGAUCAUCGGACACCGAACGUUUUUCGAGACCUUCAACCAGCACUUCGUGCCGAUCAUCGACCAGAUGAACGACGCCAUCGUGGUUGGAGGGUGCAGCGCAGAUGUCGAGCUGGAUGAGUAUCUGGCAGUUGCACGGCGUGGAUCCAGUUUGGUUUGGCUGAAGCGUUUGGGCUACCGCAUCACUCGAAAGGGUCAAGGUGGAGGCGGCCCCAUUUCUGUUGAAGAGAUUGUGGUCUUUUGGACUCUAACGAGCCAAUUCUGGCAGAAGGAAGCGUUUGAAAUGACGGCGCGAGUGAAGCACAAACCGCUCCACCCGGAAUUUUCCAAGAAAAUGCGGGUCCAAGUGUGGGUUGGAGACCACUACGAGGAGCAGCUAAGAGUUGGAGGGACCCAGAAGAUAGAUGGGUUUUUCGCGAGUUUCCGACGUGUUGUUGGAAGACGCCCCUUCUUCAACACUGUAGGCCCUUCCUCUGAAGAGAAGGCGCCCCGCAUGGAGCAGCUCAUGCAUUUCCAUGUGCGACUUUUCCAGCUGAAGCACUGGUUUGGAGGCCAAGAUAUGUUUGCCGUUUUUGGAAGCUUCGACAGUCUCAAAGAGACGUUGGGGCUGUGA
Molecule: messenger RNA, 5088 nt
Organism: Symbiodinium sp. CCMP2592
Lineage: Eukaryota; Dinophyceae; Suessiales; Symbiodiniaceae
Source: the annotation of a GenBank genome assembly